AUGAGGGAGAAAUCGAAGACUGACGCUUCCAAGAAAAUUGAUACCAAGGUUUUGGUGAAGAAGGGAUCGGAAUGGGCGGCGAAGAAGCCAAGGAAGUCCAAAGCUGGCAAGGAUCCCAACACGCCCAAGAGGCCUCAGAGUGCCUUCUUCGUCUUCAUGGAAGAAUUUCGGAAGAUGUUCAAGGAAAAGAACCCUAAUAACAAGUCGAUCGCAGCGGUUACUGGAGGAGACAAGUGGAAAUCUUUGACGAAAGAAGAGAAAGCUCCAUACAUAGCCAAGGCAGCAAUGUUCAAAGCCGAUUAUACCAAAACCAUGGUUGCCUACAACAAAGGCCAGUUUGGUGGAGGAGGAGGAAGUCGUGCUACUGCCGCAGAUGAAGAUGAAGAAGAAGAAGGCGAGGAAUCCGACAAGUCAAAAUCUGAGGUGAAUGAUGACAAUGAGGAUGAUGAAGAAGAAGAGGAUGAAGAGGAUGAUGAAUAA
Messenger RNA from Zingiber officinale, 480 nucleotides. RefSeq names its product HMG1/2-like protein. NCBI's taxonomy places the organism in Eukaryota, Viridiplantae, Streptophyta, Magnoliopsida, Zingiberales, Zingiberaceae. Bases 1 to 480 code for a protein of 159 amino acids. The transcript is spliced from 7 exons. The record is from RefSeq and is a predicted model, not a curated record.